GAUUUCAGAGAGAAUCGAGUGGCGUGUAGAGACAAAACAUGGAGCGGGAUUUUGGGUCACUUCAGGAGCAGGCCCUAAAGAGAAAAGAGAGGUUAAAAGCUCUGAGAGAUAAACAGCUUCAUGGCCGAGAUCAGGAAGAUGGGGAGCCAGAGAAGAAAAAAGCUUCAGUAGAGGAGACUACGGAGCAGAAGCACAGAGAGCUGAAGCUGAGGAAUUACACCCCAGAGGACGAAGAGCUGAAGGACAGGCAGGUGCCCAAAGCCAAACCAGCAUCAGUGGAGGAUAAAGUUAAAGACCAAUUAGAGGCAGCUAAUCCAGAGCCCAUCAUUGAAGAAGUGGAUUUGGCCAACCUCGCCCCGAGAAAACCAGACUGGGAUCUGAAGCGUGACGUGGCGAAGAAACUAGAGAAGUUGGAGAGGAGAACACAGAGAGCCAUCGCUGAACUCAUCCGGGACCGUCUGCGAGGAAGUGAGGAGGAGUUGGCUGGAGCGGUGGGAGCAGUUGGAGUGGAGGAGGGAGACUCGGACUGAAUCCAAGAUGUGACAGUUAAAGGAAAAAAAAAAAACCAGAAGACUAUGAUGAAUGAGUGGAACAGCACAGCGAUGCCCUGGCUUCACUUGGACUGUACCAUCACACCUGUGUUGUGCUUAGAGGGGUGGCUGCUUUCAUCACCACAGGGUAAAGUUUCGCAUCAGGUCUUCACAUGUAAGUCCUGCCUUGUAUUAUUACAUAUGAAUAUGUAGUACUACAUUCUGUAUAUGUGGUUAAUUGAGGUGCAUUUUUAAUGUAAUCUUCAAUAUUUUUGUAAAAAAAAAAAAAACAAAGUAAAAUAGUGUCAAUU
Molecule: messenger RNA, 841 nt
Organism: Toxotes jaculatrix (banded archerfish)
Lineage: Eukaryota; Metazoa; Chordata; Actinopteri; Toxotidae
Gene: ccdc12
Product: coiled-coil domain containing 12
Exons: 7
Coding region: 39-530 (163 amino acids)
Cellular component (GO): post-mRNA release spliceosomal complex; U2-type spliceosomal complex
Source: RefSeq, a predicted model, not a curated record